GGCAAUCCGAGGAGGAGGAGAGAGCGAGCAGCCUCCCGCAGCAGGCGAGGAGAAUGGGAGUGCGGGGCGACAGACCGCCGCGGGGUGUCACGGCCGCGGCCGAGCUCGCCAGACGCCGGGCAGGCGCCCGCCGCUUUUAAACCCGGGAGGGCGCGGCGGCGGCGGCGGGCGGAUCGCGACGCGCGCGUGGGGCGCCGGGCGGCAGCCGAAUGGAGAGGAAGGGCACGGCGGCCGGGACCAAGGGGAACCCGAGCCUGCCGGUGGCUGGCGAGGGCCAGCGGCCGCCGCCGCCGCUGUGCGUCCCGGGCGGUGGACGAGGGGCUCCAGCGCGGAGCCAGGCUGGGGCGGCGGCCGAGCCCGCCGAGUUCAUCCGGCGCGCGCACGAGUUCAAGAGCCAAGGGUCGCAGUGCUACAAGGACAAGAAAUUCCGUGAAGCCAUCGGUAAAUACCACCGGGCGUUGCUGGAGCUGAAGGGGUUGCUGCCGGCCCCCGGGGAACGGGAGCGGGACUCGCGUGCAGCCUCUCCCGCCGGGGCUCCCAACCCCGGCCGCCUCUCGGAGGAGCAGAGCAAGACCGUGGAAGCCAUCGAGAUCGACUGCUACAACAGCCUGGCAGCCUGCCUGCUCCAGGCAGAGCUGGUAAACUAUGAACGAGUCAAGGAGUAUUGCCUCAAAGUCCUGAAGAAGGAAGGGGAGAACUUCAAAGCCCUUUAUCGGUCUGGCGUGGCCUUCUACCACCUUGGGGACUAUGACAAAGCACUCUACUACCUGAAAGAAGCAAGGACCCGACAGCCAACAGACACCAAUGUGAUUCGGUACAUCCAGCUGACAGAGAUGAAGCUCAGCAGAUGCUCCCAGAGAGAGAAGGAAGCCAUGUAACGACAAUGCCUGUCUAGAGUCGCCCCUGCGCCGAACCUGGACUCCCCGGCAUCCCCUGGUGGAGAGCCCCUCCCUGGCUUCUGGUCCUUUCUUCCCACUUCUUCCAUCCAUCCCCCCUCCCACCUCUUCCUCCUGUUGCCCCUCAACUCACUGCCUACUCCCAGCGUGAAAAAGGAGGGGCAAAUUUGGAAUCGAGUGUGUUGCCCUGAUAAUGGAGAUACCCUCUUCUGUGGUAGGUCAGCCGCUGAGAGGGACCUAAUUUCUGCAGGGACAGCUGGGGAGGACUCUCACAGACCAGGAAUGCCUGUGCUUCUGACAAAGACGGAGCCUGGCAGGUGUACCAUUCCAAAGGCAGCAGGCAUGGAGCGCUUAGCUGGACCCUCCACACCCUUCUGACAGACCAGAGCAUCUCAAGGCAACUGUGACCAAUCCAGGGAUGAGACAAACACCAGAAGCAUUGGUUAAGCCAGGCGAGAGACUGCGAAUGUGUACACUGGAUUUCCCCACCCCUACCCACAGUAACCUCAGCCCCUGCCUCCCUCCUUCCCUUGGCUUGUGCUUUCUUCUCUCCCCCUAGUGGAGCUGAGACUCUGCCAGGAUUCACAUGCCACUGAAGCCCACUCUCAGUGCCCUCUGUGACUACACAUGCCAUUCUCCCAUCCCCCCACUCCAGCCAGCAGCCAUGACAGCAGAAGGGCAGGGUAAAGUGGGCCAAGGCUUGACCACAUAGGUGAUGGGGGGAGGGAGAGAGGACGUUUAAGGGGGAGAGCAUUGUAUAGACUGGGGGACUGAACUGUGGACUAAUUAAGUGUAAAUAAAAACAAAUGAACAGGCAGCAGUUCCUGUCAUUUCUGUUGGAAGCAGCCCACUCCCCCACUUUCACUCCCUCCCCCAGCUCACUCAGAGCUACUUACAGCCAGGCAGGAUGGGGCUCCCCCCAAAGCACUAGACUGUUUGUCCAGCAGUACAGAAUGUUGGCUGCCGCCUUUGAGCUUUUAACGUAGGCUGGGGUUGGGGAGACUGCCCAGGGACUUGGCUUUGUGGGACUUGUACAGCCUCUUUUUGAUGACAUUAGCUGGACUCAAUAUCUAGCACAGAGAAUGUGUUCAACAAAUAUUUGUUGAAUGAGUAAGUGAUGACUGCAGACUGGCUCUCCUGCCUUAAACUAAUCUUAUCCCAGCCUCGUCUCCUGAUAGCUAUGCUCUUUAUGCCGAGUUGCUUCGGUCAACUAAGAAACAUUUCCUGAGGGCUUAUAGAUUGCCUACCGUUGUGCAAUAUGCUGGGGGACAUAGGAUAUCAUCCCAGUCUUAAAGGAGACGAAGGAGUUGAGAAAGACUCAUACGAGAUGAUUACCAAUGACACCUUUAAUUUAUAUGAUGCUUUAAAUUUUUCAAAGCACUUUCAUGUCUUUUUUGUGUGAUUAGUGAAAGAGACAGUAUUGUACAAUUAAAAUAUAUACAGAUGCAAUAAUGUUAAUAGUUAGCAUUUAUUAAAUGCACUACCUUCAGACCUUUACAUGUACAAUCUCAUUUCUUUCAUGCAGUUCUCCUAUGAGAUCGCAUUUCUAUUUGAUGGAUAAGAAAACUGGAAACCAGAAAAACUAACUCCCCCAAGGUUGCAUGGCCUUAAGUGGAAUAGCUAGGGUUUGAACCAGGUCUGUCUGACUCCAGAGCUCUAGCUAGGAACUAUAUACUAUAGUUGCUGCUCUCCAGAGUAUAUUGAGCAGGUACAACCAUUCAAGAGCAGAACCAUGUGUAUUAAGUUGAAAAGCCUUGACUAUGUCAAUGGUGGUGCCUGAGCUGCCUCUUGUAUUUAAAAUGCCCAAGGCAAAAAAAAAAAAGUCCCUAACACUGAACUCCCUAGUGGACAGGGAAGUGACAGGCCAGGAAAAGAUGGCUGAGACCCAGCAGUUAUUUCUGUGUAUUGUUCAUUCUACUUGCUGAUGGGUAGAAUCCAAACACUCCACCUAGCUUUCCUCACCCCAGCCCCAGGCACUGGGGAAAAGUCACAAUUAUAGUCAAAGAUGGAAAGGAAACACAAAGUUAAUUACGGGUUAUUUGUUUAAUCAGAGGUUCCACCACUGCAGGAUCUAAUCCCUGCUGAGGGGCGCAGAAGCUAGCAGCACAAGUUAUAUUCACAUAGCUCCUCAAAGGCUUCCAAUGGGGACUGGAAGAAAGUGCUAGAAAUGUCCAGGGGCCCACAGCAGCUUGCCAGGAGCUCAGCCUCUGGGGACAAAGCAAAGGGAAAAAGCUGUCACAGCUGCCACAGUCUACCCCACCUCUACCACGUCCUUCUCUCUGCCCUCUUCCUCCAAAAUGGUUUCACUCGGCCCCAAUUCAAAACCACCCUGCAGGGUACACAGCACUGGCAAACGUGCAAACUCCCCUGCCCCGUAGCCUCCAGCCCAGAAAGCCUGAGAGCUGGCGAACUGCUUGUUAGGCCUGGAAGGACAAGAGGAGGUCAGAGGGGACCUGUUGAAGUAAACUGCAGGGUCUUCCUUUGGUCUUGCAUUCAGGAAGGACUGAGAGGAACCAUUCUCAGCAUGGAUCAGGAGAGAGGACUUGCCUUGGAGAGUGAGUUACAGCAGGGCUGGACAGAUGGGGAUAAGACCGUUAUCAUCCUUCCAAAGAGAAAGGUUGAAAACCAGAAGUAGGUGAAGACAACCUCGUGGGACCUCCUAGUACAAGUGUACAGGCUGCUUGUCUGUUGACUCAGAUCCACAUGCUUCCUGGAACUGCACUCGCUGUGACCCAAAGUUAAAUGAUCUCAAAGGAAGAGGCUGCCUGGGCGUAGUAGCUAAUGUUUGGGGUGAUUGGUGAAGUUCCUGUUCAUCUAUUCAACAGAGACUUCAGAGGGCUGUUCAGCAAAAUCAGGUGUGUUCACCCUCAGCUUCCUUCUCCCCACACCUCCCCAAACCAGGGACCAGCCUUUAAUUACGCGCUUCCUUUGCAGGUGUCACUGUUGAACACUACCCGGUGCACUAACCUGGACCCAAACUGCUCUGUUAUCUCCUGCUUGGACUUUUGUGAUAGACUCUUCGUGGAAAAAAAUUAUACUUUUCUUGUCAUUA
Artibeus jamaicensis (Jamaican fruit-eating bat) is the source of this 3948-nucleotide messenger RNA. It is a transcript of the gene TTC9, whose product is annotated as tetratricopeptide repeat domain 9. Lineage: Eukaryota; Metazoa; Chordata; Mammalia; Chiroptera; Phyllostomidae. Gene Ontology annotation, molecular function: protein binding. The transcript is spliced from 3 exons. The coding region runs from base 210 to 878 and encodes 222 amino acids. The record is from RefSeq and is a predicted model, not a curated record.